AAAUAUUAAUACUACAGUGCGGACUUUAACCGCUAGAUGGCACUCACUGAUUUUAAUUGCCAUAUGUGACGUCAUCACAUUGCGACGUUUCAUGCGGAUGCUGUGCUGAAGGGCGCCGUGUGUAGCGUCUUAAAGUUCUUUAGGCAGGUUAAAGUUUACAUGGUGAAAUGUCUGUGGGGUCUCUGUGUCGUGCUCUGGGAGCGUUUACUCUCAGCUCCAGGGUUCUUACAGCUCCGUUGUUUGCCCCCCUUGCCCUGAGAAGCAUGGUGGGCGGAGUCACCCUAUUGAGGCCACAGCCAGUACGCUUCUUGACCACCACCAUGCCCCGCCCACAGAACAGGACCCUGUGGAAGCAGACCGAUAAAUACACAGUCCGACCGAUCGGAGUUAAAAAGACUGGAGGGCGGGACUACACAGGUAAGAUCCGGAGGCGGGGCAUCGGGGGGGGCCACAAACAGAGGUACAGAAUGAUCGACUUUCAGCGGCUGCGUUUUGAAACAGGAAAAGAGAAGGGCACUCAGAUCGAGGAGAGAGUGAUCCAGGUGCGCUAUGACCCCUGCAGGUCAGGUGACAUUGCUCUGGUCGCCGGGGGAAACCGUAAGCGUUGGAUCAUCGCCACUGAGAACAUGCAACCUGGUGACCUGGUUAAAAGCUCAUCUGUGAUUGGUCGGAUGGCUGUGUCAGCCAAUGAGGGUGAUGCCCACCCACUGGGAGCACUUCCUGUAGGAACUCUGAUUAACAACCUGGAGCUCCAACCGGGGAGAGGAGCACAGUACAUCCGUGCAGCAGGGACAUGUGGUGUACUCCUGCGUAAAGUGAACGGAACUGCAAUCAUUCAGUUGCCUUCUAAACAGCAGAUUCAGGUGUGUGAGACGUGUGUGGCGACGGUGGGCCGUGUCUCCAAUGUGGACCAUAAUAAGCGUGUGAUAGGGAAAGCAGGGAGAAACCGUUGGUUUGGAAUCAGACCAUCAAGUGGACUAUGGAAGAGGAAGGGUGGGUGGGCGGGGCGUAAGAUCAGGCCCCUCCCCUCACUGAAGAGUUACGUCAACAUGCCAUCUGUCUCUGUGCAGCCCUGAUACGUGUGUGUGUGUGUGUGUGUGUGUGUGUGUGUGUGUGUGUGUGUGUGUGUGUGUGUGUGUGUGUGUGUGUGUGUGUGUGAUGCUGACACUGUAGUAAUUAUGUAUAAAGUAAGUAAAUCAGAGCUCAGACAAACAGCAGAGCUCCAUUGUGAGACUCAGUAGUGCGAAAGCCACCAAAGGAGAGGAGAUAAAAGCUGUGACUUGUGUGACAACAAAGUGCAGAGUUUCUGCUGUUUAAUACGGACGUUAUGAACACUUUCAGUGUUUAUUCUGAAGGUCAGAAGAUCAGAAUCUGAUUAUAAAGGUGAUUAUCGAACAGAUCGGACCACACUCAGGAUCACAGUGAGGGAAACAACCUGGUAAUAAACUGAAUAAAUUAAGUGUUAAAUCGUGA
This is a messenger RNA of Tachysurus fulvidraco (yellow catfish), 1473 nucleotides long. RefSeq names its product mitochondrial ribosomal protein L2 (gene mrpl2). The record is from RefSeq and is a predicted model, not a curated record. Gene Ontology annotation, biological process: cytoplasmic translation. Gene Ontology annotation, molecular function: structural constituent of ribosome; RNA binding. The transcript is spliced from 7 exons. Lineage: Eukaryota; Metazoa; Chordata; Actinopteri; Siluriformes; Bagridae. The coding region runs from base 168 to 1076 and encodes 302 amino acids. Gene Ontology annotation, cellular component: ribosome.